AUGUAUAAAUCCUUUCUGUCGAAGAUAGACCCGCCAGCGGACUACGUAGGCCAAAAACUGGCAUCCGACCUUAUGUAUCUUAUAUUUGGAGUUGGAUACACUUUGGGGCUUAUAGUUGGAGUUGUGCUCAAUGACCUUGCAUACACGAUGUAUAUAAGUAUUGCAACCCUAAUCAUCUCGAUUAUUGUUGUGGUUCCGUCCUGGAGAUUUUACCGCCGAAAUCCACUGAAGUUCCGGGCACCUGUUAAAGACAAAAAAGAAUGA
Encephalitozoon intestinalis ATCC 50506 is the source of this 264-nucleotide messenger RNA. RefSeq lists its product as uncharacterized. NCBI's taxonomy places the organism in Eukaryota, Fungi, Microsporidia, Unikaryonidae. The transcript has a single exon. The record is from RefSeq and is a predicted model, not a curated record. Gene Ontology annotation, biological process: protein targeting to ER. Bases 1 to 264 code for a protein of 87 amino acids. Gene Ontology annotation, cellular component: endoplasmic reticulum membrane; signal peptidase complex.